GGGUGCGCUGGAUGGAUCGGCGUCUGCAGCACGCAGAAAGAACAGGGACAAUGACCUUUUUCCUCCCAGUGUGGAUGGAUUGAUUGAUCUCUGGAACAUCGAAAGUGCGACUCGCUUCUUCGAAGAACGAUAGAUUCCAAAGCACAGCCGGAUAAUUUACCCACCUCUGCAUUGAUUGAACACUGAAUUUCCUUUCUAUAUCAACUUUUAUAGGGCGUUUCGUUUUGCUUUUGCCUAUCCCAAAAUAACGCGCUACAUCAUAUUUUCGGACGUUUGUUUUACAGUAGACUUUCAGAUUGUAUUCCCUGUCCAGACAGAAUCGCAUUAGAUAUUUCCGCCCCGUUAUGUGAUAUCUGACCGGACGGAUGUUCGCCUCUGUAUCGGUGUGAUCGGCGAUGUGGUCAUGGCAGGUUUUGGAGCCCAGAAGUGUCCGAAGAGUGAUAAGUUGGACGAGGCGCAGGCACUGGCCCGCAGCUGCGCGGGGAGACCGGACUUCUUGCCGUGCGAUGGGCUGUUAAUAUGCGCCACGCACAGCCACGGAAAGUGCUUCAAGUUGCACUGGUGCUGCCACUUGGGCUGGUGCCACUGUAAAUAUGUUUACCAGCCCAUGACCAGUGUGUGCCAGCUGCCGAGCACGGCGGUACCCUCUGACCCUUCUGAGUCCCCACCCACCAUGAACCUGUCUGUCUCCCUCACCGAACGCUUCCUGAAGAUCGCCCCCUGCUUCCAGUCCCCGCCGUUCCUUCAGUCGCCCAAAUACUGUGUCAUAGCAGACCUCUUCAUCGACGACUACAUCGUCAAACGCAUCAACGGGAAGAUGUGUUAUGUUCAACGUUCUCCUCCUCCCAUCUCUGAUCCUCCUGCUGCUGCACCUCCUCCUGCACCUCUUCCUGCUGCUGCACCUCCUCCUGCUGCUGCACCUCCUCCUGCUGCUGCACCUCCUCCUGCUGCGGCACCUCCUCCUGCUGCUGCACCUCCUCCUGCUCAUUACUACGGCACCCCAGUAGACCAGAGGGAGCACCACCACCACAGCCCUGUAGACAAGCUGAAAGGCCCCAAGAUGGACCACUGCUCCUCUCCAUCCAGCUCCGAGGACUCUGGGAUCAACGCGCUAGGUCGGCACUACCUGGAAUCCUGUGAGUCAGAGUCAGAGGAUCAGAACGAAGUGUUGAGCGCCGAUGGAGAUGGAAAAUCUAGCCUCUGUAGUCUCUGGGACCAGGAUGAGACCUCUCUGUUGUCUCCCUCUAAGUCCAUGUUGGAGAUCAUAGAGAAGAUUGAGACCACUGUGUGACAGACAGAGACAAACACUUCACUGAGCACACCAGAGAGAUACAACUAUAUUCUACUAUAUAUAUGGAGCACACAGCAUUCCUGGGAGCAUUUGAAAAACAGCUCCACAUUUCUUGAGUUGGAUUUAAGUUGGAUUUAAGGGACCUACAGUCCACCUAGUGGAGUUGACUUUGUUGUGGUCAGAUAUACAUUAGGUAACCCCACAUGAUAAUGACCCUAUGUGUUUUCUCAGAGACGGUCAAGGAUCCCAGGUAUGGAUGGUCUCUGGUUUAUCCACCCCACUAUAUCUCUCCAGAACCCCUGCAUGGUUUGUUAGAUAGAUGGAACUGUCUACUGUAGCAAAGAUUUGACUAGAAAUACAGAGGAAAACAUGUUCUUUAACACUCACAGCAGCUGACCAAAUAUACGACUUAUUAGUCCAUCAACAGCCAAUCACAGCCUUUAUCAGCCCCUUAAAUACCAACUACCAAGCCUUGCGCCAACAACUCCUGCCUGCUUCUAAAAAUAGAAUCACAGUUGAAAUUUUCAGAGAGAACUUUGAAGUUGUUUGACAAUCAAGAAAGCACAUUCCUUCCUCUACCUGCUGUGAAGACCCAACUACUCAACUCCUAUCAGCCAAUGAUACAGUGUGGAAAUACCAAAUCACAUGUUUACCAGAGCAAAGCAUGGUAACCUAAGAGGAAAGAGGACCAGUGAUUCCCACAGCUACUAUGUACUGUAUUACCUUGACCGGAAGCAGUGAAGUUACUGUCUCCUUUCCUCUUGAGGUGGUCGUUCACACCAGAGCAACUGCUCAGAAUAAAAGCACAGCACAUACUGUACUGUAUCCUUUACCAUACCGUACUGUUCAGUACUACCCAUUACUGUACUGUAUAUAUUACCAUUCAGUACUA
This is a messenger RNA of Oncorhynchus masou masou (cherry salmon), 2183 nucleotides long. Its product is annotated as UPF0524 protein C3orf70 homolog B-like. NCBI's taxonomy places the organism in Eukaryota, Metazoa, Chordata, Actinopteri, Salmoniformes, Salmonidae. The transcript is spliced from 3 exons. Bases 404 to 1291 code for a protein of 295 amino acids. Gene Ontology annotation, biological process: nervous system development. The record is from RefSeq and is a predicted model, not a curated record.